AUGAUCGCUGUUAUUCUCUUUCAAGUCAAUAUUCUGGUAUUACUUUUCAUCAAAUUUCUAUGAAGGGUGACUAAUUCUUUUCAGACGCUCGCAAUGCUCAUCAAUUGUUCGAGUAGGAAACGCAAUGGUGAUGGCGAACAGGCGGUUUCACUUGUGCAACCAGGAAUGCCGAGUCCCUCUGGAAGUGCGAUAAACGGUAGCAAGCCGGCGAAUGACGAUUUCUCAGUGUAAGUGUAUUCUUCUGAGUGUUUUGUUUCGAUAAUCCUAUUUAAAGCGGAGUACCACCGCCGCACAUUCCUCUUGCCGACAAAUCAGAUGAGCGUACUUUGGCGUAAGGAUCUCUUUUCACUAUUGAUCUUUUUUUUCUGCUUUUCAGAGAUAUUGAGUCGAUUCAAAGUGAGAAAGUGCUGAUAAAGGAUAAGAAAGCCAAAAUGGAAGCGGGCAAAGCAAAGACAACGACGUCCAUUGCUAAUCAGUCACCAGGCGGGAAGAAUCUGAAAGCUACGUCACCAGCGUUGAACUUAUGA
Molecule: messenger RNA, 527 nt
Organism: Caenorhabditis sp. 36 PRJEB53466
Lineage: Eukaryota; Metazoa; Nematoda; Chromadorea; Rhabditida; Rhabditidae
Source: the annotation of a GenBank genome assembly